GAAAACAAACUUAACAUAUCUCACUGGCAAAUCAACCAAAAAGUAUAAUGGCUAGGAUCUUCAAAACUAAAUAUGAUAAACUACACCCACAGUUAUUCCUACUGCAUGGGACAAUGUGUGGAUAAGGAUAAAUUUGAGACAGACAAAAUGGAUAAAGAAAACAAUCAUAUUUCUUGGAAUAGGUAUUGACACAUGACUGCAGGCAACUAAUUGAAUCUACUGCUUUGUACUGAUCUGGAAAUAUCACUGAGAAGCAGAUGUCGACCACCGGGGAGAUGUCAGUUUUCCUAUUUCUGAAGCAUGCAGAAAAAUAAUUCAACAACUUUGCAAAUUUAUACAAGAUAUAAAGGCAGGGAUUCUAUGAUGAUAUCAAAUGCUGCCGGCUGGACAAGAAGAAUAGCUUAUCAUUUCAACAGUCACACAGGAUGAUAUUUGUGUCUUUGAUAAAUGGUAAAUUACAAAACACAGGAAUUAACUUUGAGUCUUUUCUAUAUAAGAUCAGAAGAAGGAUGCUGGUUUCCCCAGGAUUAGCCAUGCUAUUUCUCCUGAGGUCUUCCAAUGCUGAAUUAUGCCCAGAACCCUGCAAGUGCAAAUUUGUUGCUCAGGGUAUGAUAAUUAACUGCAGCUCCAGAGGUCUGCAGGAAUUGCCAUUUAUUCCAGAAAAUACAACAGAGCUUUAUUUACAUAAUAACAUUCUAACUACAGUUGCACCAGGAGCCUUUGACAAAUUGCAGAAUCUACAGGCUAUUAGCCUCUAUAACAACAUCUGGAACUGUGAUUGCCAUAUUGCAUACCUCAAACAGUGGCUGCAGAACCCACCAACAAUAGUUCAGUCUAAUGCCACCUGUUUCACACCUAUUGCUGUUAGAAAGAAGCCUGUGGCAGAACUAAGAGGUCUGGAAUAUUCAAGGUGUCAUUCAUAUAAGCAACAUCAAUGCCGUGACAUAUACUUCAAAAGCAUUGCUCUUUGUCUUCUCCUUUUGCUUUUCCUCCUUCUGAUGUUGUUUUCAUUCAUCAGUUUCAAAUCAAAAAGCUACGUAUUUACUCCAAAUAUUGGACUAAAAGAAUCUGAUCUCAUUCCUUUAGUGGAGCAAAGAACAGCAAAGAGGCACGUACAAAAUGAGAGGACUCAGGAUUCAAGUAUUGAAUUAUAGAAUGAUGAAUUAAUAGAGAAGCCUUUUAUCUGUGACAGUAUGGAAAUUUUGCCACAGAUAUUAUGUACACUGCAUGCAAAGCAUAACAUUAAAAUUAAA
Stegostoma tigrinum is the source of this 1253-nucleotide messenger RNA. RefSeq names its product platelet glycoprotein IX. NCBI's taxonomy places the organism in Eukaryota, Metazoa, Chordata, Chondrichthyes, Orectolobiformes, Stegostomatidae. The transcript is spliced from 4 exons. The coding region runs from base 426 to 1154 and encodes 242 amino acids. The record is from RefSeq and is a predicted model, not a curated record.